This is a messenger RNA of Cherax quadricarinatus, 1411 nucleotides long. NCBI's taxonomy places the organism in Eukaryota, Metazoa, Arthropoda, Malacostraca, Decapoda, Parastacidae. The record is from RefSeq and is a predicted model, not a curated record.
AUUAAAAAUUUACAAUAAGUAAUAAUAAUCAUCAUAAUAAUUAUGAAGUAAUAAUAAUUUAAUAAAAGUAAGAUAAUUAUAAUAUUUAUAACAGUGUUAACAUUAAUAAUAACUCACUUGAACACUCAGUGAUGAUGUUUGUUUGUGUAGGUGAGCGAAGUGUUGGAGGCGCUGGAAUCACUCAUCCACUCUGGUAUUUCUUGACCUGGCCUGGCCUGGGUCACUGGCCUGGCCUGGAUCACUGGCCGGGCCUGCAGCAACCAGACAUCGACUCCACAUCCAACUGACUGGUGACACUAUGCGGGCCAGACAGUUUGUGUUGUUGUGUACUGGACAACACUCAGGCUCCUCCUACCUCAACACUAAAUUGUUCAAGUUGUGGAACAAGGAUGAGCCAGGGGAGUAUGUGAGGGGUGGAGACUACCAGUAUAAUAAUGGUAGGGGAGGAGCAGCACUGUUCUCUCACCAGGAUGAUCACCAGUACCAGAAGUCAAGCAGUGCUGGUGCUGUGUGGUCAGCACGGUGGUGGGGAAGUCUCCAGAGUGCCCAGUUCUGCAUCACCACCAGGGACUUGACAGAUGGUCGCCAGUGGUACGGUGUCUUCGGUAAAGUGGUGAAGGGUCUGGAAGUGGUGAAAGCAGCAGUCAACCACAGCGACAUCACCGAGGUGACUGUAGUGGACUCUGGUGUUGUGUUGACACUCUAGUUUACUGUGCCCUCACUACUGUCACCAUCACAUUGUAAUAAUGAUUUUAAAAGCCUUAUUGUACAUGGUCGUGAAAGAAACCUGCAAGUGUCCCAUAGCUCAGAUGGUUGAGCACUCACCUCACACACUGAGGUCAUUUGUAAGGGAUCUGGAGAAUAUUACUAAGUUAAGUCUAUUGAAGGAAAUUGUUGAAAGUUACCUAGCUUUAGUGAUGGCUCAGCAUCCCCGCAGCCGGCCCCGGGUCGCUCCUUCGAAAAGCCGUAUUUUCUCCAGCCCUGAGCCGUGGGAGUUCAAGUGAUGAGUAAAUAAUUGCCCCAAUGGAGCGUAUAUUUCAGCAUUUCUGACACUCGUAAUUUAAUACUGAAUGGAUUUUCACUUACUUGUUUGGGCUCAAUGGCUCACUGAUAAUGGGGUAUAUUGGUAUAUCCAGGCAAGAUACGCCCUAUCAACUGCAGCCGACCUAACUAGGAGUGUAGAUGUCUAGAUUUAUGUAGGUAUUUGUAUCGGACUUGAAAGUUUUUUCCUGGCUUUUCUAAGAGGCCAUUGAGACCUUGGACAUCAUUCUCAAUAAUCACUAUGUCACCAAGUCUCAUGAUUUUCAGGAACACCAGCUCCAUAGAAGUGUUCUCUCAAUGAGGUUAGAUAGUCUUCUCACCAAAUUUUCUCCCAACGUUCAAUCAUUUUAUUAAAGUGUUUGAAUUUACG